Carassius gibelio (silver crucian carp) is the source of this 1700-nucleotide messenger RNA. RefSeq names its product polymeric immunoglobulin receptor-like. The record is from RefSeq and is a predicted model, not a curated record. NCBI's taxonomy places the organism in Eukaryota, Metazoa, Chordata, Actinopteri, Cypriniformes, Cyprinidae. The transcript is spliced from 5 exons. Bases 23 to 766 code for a protein of 247 amino acids.
UACAGGAAGAGAAACUUGCACAAUGACUGCAUAUGCAAAGAACAAAAUAUUCUACAUUUCAAUCUGGUUUUUGCUCAUUUUAGGUGUUAAAUGUGACUUAGCUCGGUCAAAUCAUAUAUUAUCUAUUAAGAAAGGAGGAUCUGUCACCAUCCCAUGUCUUUAUGACAAGAAAUACACACAGCAGAAAAAAUACUGGUUCGCAGGAAUCGAUUAUUCUAGUAAAUACACAAACACAACAGAAAAUGAUCUGUCAGUAAUUGAUCAUCCUGAUCAGAGUCUCUUUACUGUGACUAUGAGAAGACUGCAGAACAAACACACUGGACCUUAUUAUUGUGUUGUGGACAAUCAAGGACAACCUACUGUCACAUAUGAGCUUUAUAUCAAAGUUCAAUCUGCUCCUGGUGUGUCUGUGGUGAACAGCAGUGUAUCUGGACAUGAAGGUGGGAAUAUCAGUGUUCAGUGCCUCUACAGUUCUGGAUAUAAGAAUGAAACCAAACAGUGGUGCAAAUAUACAGAUCAGAGCUGUUACACAAUGGGGAAGACUGACACAUCCCAGAAUUCAUCAGUCCAGAUCAGUGAUGACGAUGAAAAAAGAUCCUUUACUGUGCUGAUAACUGGACUGAGACUUACUGAUUUUGGCUGGUACUGGUGUUCUGUAGGAAAUCUGCAGGUUUCUGUUCAACUCACUGUAACAAAACAAGUAAGUGUGACAACAGACACUGGCGCUGAGAAGUACAAAUGGAACAUGGACAGUUUCUGUCUUUAACAAACUGGAGUUUUUGCCAAAUCGACCUGAAAGAACAGAUUGGAAAACUUAAUAAAAAGCUUAUAUUCUUCUUUUCAGUCAGUCAACAGAAUGCCUGGGAAACCACUAUAUUUCUGACUUGCUGCCGCCACGUCUGCAAAGUGCAUUUGCAGUUUUAACUGCAGUUAAAAUAUUUACAAAAUUUAGUAGCCUCCUUAUGUUAUGUUAAUUUCUUAGAACGGAUAAAACAGAUAACGCACAUACUUUAUUCGUUACCUGUCCUUUAUUUUGGACAUCUAAUGGAUUAGACUGUGUUAAUUUAAUAUAAACAUGCAAUUAGUUGAAUAAUGACAAAUUAACGACUACUAGUAACUAGAAAAUCUUGCAUGGAUGGCAGACGUAUUAAAUACCAUCUAGACAUCUCUGUUAAAGUUUUUGUUUCACUUUAUUUGGAUAGUCCACUUUAGACAUUACACUAUCUAUAAGUAACUUUGUAACUUGUCAACUACAUAUCAAAUAAAUCGUAUUAUUUGCAACUAAUUCUCAGAGUACACUGUAGGGUAGGAUUUGGAUUAGUUGAAUAAGUUGACAAAGAAAGUGUUGAAGAUAUUAAGCAGACCGUCUACUAAUAUAACUGCUAGUUGAUAUAUAGUUGCAAAGUUACUUAUUGUUAGUAGAAUGUCUAAAGGGAACUAUCAAAAUAAAGUGUUACCAAGUUUUUAAAGCAUUUUAUAUGACUUUGCUUAAAUUCUGAUAUCAGGACGGUCCAUAAUGGAGAGAUGCCUUAACAUAAAUUUUUUCCUCUGAAACAAUAAAUGAAAACUGAAAUAACAUUCAUAUUUUCUGUUUUGAGAAUGGUUUGUGCAUUGUAAAUCACAGUAAGUCUACAAAAUAUCUUGUCUCCCAAAAAGGUCUUUUUUUGCCACAUCUGUAAUGCAUGUGAAUUUCCCAAAUC